AAUCUGGCAACCCGUCUCAUUCGUCGCGCGCCCUCAUGCCGGAGCUCUCCGCGCUGUCUCCGGCCGCGCGCGCGCUCCAACCGACUGCUUUGUUCUCGCGUCAAAAUGUAAAACAGAUGAACCCCAUAUAUCUGAGUAACGCCUUGGAUCACGCCCCUUGCUUCUGACACAUCACGAUGGAGACGGUGGUUAUUGUGGCCAUCGGAGUGUUGGCUAUCAUUUUCCUGGCAUCGUUUGUGGCGCUGGUAGUCGUGUGUCGCCAACGUUAUUGCCAUCGACCCAACCUCCUGCAUCACUUCGAGUCCAAACCCACAGUGGAUCUGAUUGGAGCGAUGGAGACUCAGAGCGAGCCGUCCGAGUUGGAGCUGGACGACGUGGUCAUCACCAACCCGCAUAUCGAAGCCAUCCUGGAGAACGAGGAGUGGAUCGAAGAUGCCUCCGGUCUAGUGUCUCAUUGUAUCUCCAUCCUGAAGAUAUGCCACACACUGACAGAGAAACUUGUUGCCAUGACGAUGGGCUCUGGAGCAAAGGUAAAAGCCCCUGCCAGCCUUAGUGACAUCAUCAGCGUGGCCAAACGCAUCAGCCCCAGGGUAGAUGAUGUGGUCCGGUCGAUGUAUCCUCCACUGGACCCGAUCCUCCUGGAUGCCAGGGCUACCGCAUUGUUGCUGUCUGUCAGUCACUUAGUGCUGGUGACACGGAACGCCUGCCACAUGUCUGGCAGCCUGGACUGGAUCGACCAAUCACUGCACGCAGCUGAGGAUCACAUGGUAGUGCUCAGAGAGGCAGCCUUGGCAUCAGAACCUGAGAGACGACUACCAGAAAGAGAGCAGUCCAUCUGAGUCAAAAAUACACACACACAAAGACCCUAACACUUACAGCAAGAAGGGGACUGUGAAAUACAAUCAACACACACAUACACACACAAUAGCCUUUCUUGCACAAACAUCUUAAUCUACUUUUUUUUUAUCUCCUUUUUAAAUCUGUUACGUUGCUUUCAGCGAUAGUUACAAUCACUUUUUCACUGAGUGUUAAAACAAUCAGGUGCACUUAACCUUUACUUCUCCACCUUUUUUUUAUAGCAUGUUAGUUUAAACCUCCUUAAAUGUUCCUGUACUGUAUUUUGAUCUGUUAUUCUUGUUGUGUUUAUUAUUAUAGCUGGGCGGCACAAUACGUGCACAAAACACAUCACAAUUCAUGUCCCUUAGUUUAAAUGUAUGUAUAUAGUGAACAGGAAACCUAUAGAUUUAAUAUGCAUGUUAUGUAGCUGUGUUGUGUAACAUGGGGUUGAGGUUAGAAAUAAAGCACUAAAGUAUAUCAUUAUGUAGUUAGACAGUGGAGCAGAGGGAGAAAAAAAAUUAUGGUAUAAUGCAGAAACACUACCAGUGCACACACUUCAUUUCUGUGGCCUGUAAUCCACCAUCACAUGAUAUUUAAUCUUAUUUAAUUCCCAAAUCUCAGCACAUUGCUUACACCGAGUUUAAACAUUAACAAAAAGUCUUAGCCUCUGCCAGCCUGACAUUGAGCACAUGCUUAUCAGAGAGUUGAUGUUAAAGUGGCCAUGCGUGGGUCUUAAGCUUUUUGUAUCCCAUUGUAUAGAAAGCAUGACACAAUGUCUUUUGUAACUGUUCUUCUUUUAAUUUUAUAAUGCAUAAUUUCUUGAAAAGCAGUAAACAUUUUUUUGAUAAAGCAUCCUGCAAUUGUCAAAUUCAGGUACAAUCAAAAGGUUCCUAGAAAGCACAGGUCUGUCUUUUGUAAAUCAACUGCAGGUAGUGCGCUACAGUAGCGGCAGCCACAGCGCAAACAUGCUGAUCGUUUGGAAAUCAUGAUCCAUACAGUACAGUACCAUCUGUUUGUUACAGAUGGUUGCAGUGUGUGGGUGUGUCUCUGUGCUUCUUCCUCAUUUGAAAUCUGUCAGUCGAUCUUAGCUUAAUCAACAAAAUGGACCAAAAAAAAAAAGUGAAAAAUCCUACACUGCUGAAAACAAACUCUAAACCCUUGCUGCAUGAUUUAUCUCUGAGUGUCUGAGACACGAGUGCAUUUCUCUAUAUUUGUUGAUGAUGUUGGACAUUGAGAGUUUCAGUCAAGCCUUUUGACAUGCUUACCUGUUUUCAAAUAAAAAUUAACAUUGACAGGGGUCUGUUGUAGAGUGGUACCUCGCCAUACGAAUUUAAUCAGUUUUGGAGGAUAAAAUUUGAAUUAAGAAAUCCCAUAGGAAAUAAUGGAAAUGCAGAUAAUCCGUUCCAGCCACCCAAAAAUAUUACCAAUAUGACUAAUUUUUAACACUAUACUAUAUACUAUAAACAUAUUUUGACAUAUAAAAACAUUCUAAGAUUAAUUUAAAAAAGACAUAGAUGAAGUAAAAUACGAAAUAAAUAAAUAAUAAACCCUCACUAAACCUUAAUUAAUGAUUCCUUCCGGAAACGGAAAGUGGCUCCCUUUUCUUCUUGCUACCACCCUUGCUAACAUUAUUGGGACCCAUGGUGCUACGUCUUCACUACCUUUUGCACAAAAUGCAAAAAAAACCCACAAAAAAAAAAACAAAUAAACCAAAAAAAAACAAGUAAACUUGCUUUCCACUAAUAAAAACAAAUUUUUUAACGGCUCCUGGACAUACACGCAACUUAGCCAGCGUUCACUUCAGCUCUGUUCGUUCGCUCAUAUGCCGAAAAUGCUUCGUAUGCUGACGCAUUUCAUUUCUUAAGGCAAAAAUACAUGAGGUGGGGCUUUCAUUUGUCGAGGUACCACUGUACUGUAUGUGUGAUGACAAGAAAUAAGAAUUCUCACUUUUCCUUGGCCUAAAAA
Clarias gariepinus (North African catfish) is the source of this 2802-nucleotide messenger RNA. It is a transcript of the gene tmem98, whose product is annotated as transmembrane protein 98. The record is from RefSeq and is a predicted model, not a curated record. Gene Ontology annotation, cellular component: endoplasmic reticulum. The coding region runs from base 177 to 839 and encodes 220 amino acids. The transcript has 7 exons. NCBI's taxonomy places the organism in Eukaryota, Metazoa, Chordata, Actinopteri, Siluriformes, Clariidae.